AUAGGGGUUGCCAAAGGAUAUAAAGACUGGAGACCCUCCGAUGGAUUGAAAACCUAAACAGUUACAAGAUGUUUCUGAACUUCGCAACAACUAGCUUCAUCGCGACCCUUCUUUCCUUCGCCGCCUCUGUCACGGCCCAUCCCACUGCCAAUCUCAUCCGAGAGCUAAGGGACACCCCUGGAUACAGCAAUCAGGGAUUCGCGGGUGCGUUCCCCAGUGAAAACUAUUAUACUUCUGCUACCUCGAGCUUUGUUAUUCCGGAAUUUGGCCCGACCAAUUUGACCGCGGAUAGCGUCCAGUACUUGAAUGCAGUAGUUAGCCUUCAGUGCGAUCAUGGUCGUAUCUCCGCGUUUGUCGGUUUCUCAAUUAAUUCCAAUGGGACUAAAGUCUUUGCACUGGGACCCAUUCCCCCGGCAGUAUCCUUCAUUGCCGGGGAUACGGCUAAGAUAACUGUAGAAGCGUUGGGGGCCGGAUACAACGCAACUGUUGAGAAUUUAACCUCUGGCCACGCGACGGGCGGAUACAUCCCUUCAGCUGACACUCCUCGUUGUUUCGCGCCAUCAUGGGGUAUCGAGGGACCCCGCUCUCAGUCUUUUGUGGGCAGUAUAAAUUUCUACAACACGUGGGCUGGUGACGCAUUGGGGGGGGAGAUAGGUCUGAUGGGAGCGUUCAUUCAAAACAUCGUUGCACCUGACGGGACAGCCCUGACUUCCACUAACAUCACCUCUUCCACUAACAUGACCAUCUCAUAUCUCUGAGGCUAAUUAUUCUGUUUGACUGAUGGACUCUAUUGUUGGCUUGUCUGACACUGAUGUUCCAUGAACGGAGCUUGUUAAAACUUCGUUCCCCUCAGUUCCCAUUCACGAGUCUGAGGAUUAGUAUCCUUCUUGUUUGUUAUGUUACUCGACAAGUCGUUACACUCAUCAUGUUUCCAUUCCAAAUUAAGUACGCGUCUGUACAAGUGAACGAGUUACAAUCCCAAUUUUUC
Molecule: messenger RNA, 988 nt
Organism: Cantharellus anzutake
Lineage: Eukaryota; Fungi; Basidiomycota; Agaricomycetes; Cantharellales; Hydnaceae
Exons: 3
Coding region: 69-758 (229 amino acids)
Biological process (GO): proteolysis
Molecular function (GO): glutamic-type endopeptidase activity
Source: RefSeq, a predicted model, not a curated record